Molecule: messenger RNA, 816 nt
Organism: Lottia gigantea (owl limpet)
Lineage: Eukaryota; Metazoa; Mollusca; Gastropoda; Lottiidae
Exons: 1
Coding region: 1-816 (271 amino acids)
Biological process (GO): intracellular signal transduction; protein phosphorylation; microtubule cytoskeleton organization
Cellular component (GO): cytoplasm
Molecular function (GO): ATP binding; protein serine/threonine kinase activity; tau-protein kinase activity
Source: RefSeq, a predicted model, not a curated record
AUGGAAACAACACUAGCAAUCGAACGCGCCCAAUGCUCUGAGAGCUUGGAACAAUACGGAUACAGACUCGAUGCCUACCUUGGUGAAGGAGCCUGUGGCAAAAUCUACUCAUGUGAGAGAAUUUCGGAUAAUUUAAUGCUUGCUGUGAAAAUUAUUCGAAAGGACAAUUCAAACAAAUUCCUCGAGCGAGAAAUAUCUGUAAUGAAGAGUCUCCAUCAUGACAACAUUGUAAAUUUACAUAAUGUUGUUGAAACACACGACAAGUAUUACUUGAUUAUGGAUUUAGCUAGUCAAGGUGAUCUAUUAGAAUUUGUUGGUCUUCACGGUUCCCUAAAUUCCGAGAAGUCCAAGAAAAUCUUCAGACAAAUUGUUGCUGCAGUUUCCCACUGUCAUCAACAAGGAAUCGCUCACCGAGAUUUGAAGCUAGAAAAUAUCCUCUUGACCCAGACGAGUCAGGUCAAGUUAGCUGAUUUUGGAUUCAGCCGACAAAUGACAACCAGUGAUCUUUUCAGCCAGACAUUCUGUGGUAGUGUAGCUUACACUGCUCCUGAAGUCUUACAGGGAAAGAAGUACAGCCCAUUCCAGUCAGAUGUCUGGAGCAUGGGAGUCCUUUUAUAUGCCAUGUUUGUUGGUCGAUUACCAUUCGACGAUUCAAAUGUGACAAGAAUGGUUCGAUCGCAAUUGAAGCAAUUGAUCCCACUUUCAGCGGACAUGAACAGUGAGUUAAAGCAGCUAAUUUUACAGAUGCUUAAUCCUGAAGUCGAACAGAGGAUAACAUUGGAGGAAAUCCGAAAAUCCGAGUGGCUUAAGGAGUAA